UGAUAUUUAAUUUACUCGAAAGUUAUUUAGAGCAUAUUUAAAUGUUUGCAAAAUUAAAGUGGUAAAGUUUAGGACAAGUUUUGGCAUAUUUUAUAUCUUUUCUCAAAAUAAAAUGGAGAAUCAUCAUCAUAAUCAUCCAUUCAGCUGCUGCUUGUAGUAAAUAUGGGUGAAUGUACUCCUCCUCCUCCUCGGAUCGGUAAGAUCGGGCCAUACACGGUUUUCAUGACCCCUCCUCCCAACUCCGGUUCAGCUCAGCCGCCGCAACCGGUGGUCGACAAGUCGUCUUGUCCGGUUUGGUCUCCCCCAAUGCAGUAUGAUAAACCCUCUAACUCCACUUUUGGGUUUUUCUCCAACGCCCUUGCUAAACUACAAAAUGCUCAUGAGAGUUUGGAUGAACAAGUGGCUUACUGGUUUGGGUUGAAUCAGUCAAAGUAUCAGUGGGCAUUAGCUGAUUACUAUGACACCAAAACUAUUAACCAGGCCGAAGAAAAAGCAAAAGCUGUAGCCAGCAAAGUAGAGAAUGUAUGAUGAAGGAGAAGGUAAAAUCUUGUCGGGAUGUGCUAUUUAUCUCCUCUUGUUGCUUCCAGUGCUAUUCCUGAAAGGCGUUAUGUGGUAUAGACAAGACGUACUGAUGCACUGGAGGUUCUUUUUUUUUUUUUUCAAAUGUAUCGGAAUGUGAUUUGUCAUACAUUUUUAGCUGCUAUGGUGAUUGGUGCAGCAGCUAACAAUAGUUUUCUGAGGUUAUUGAUGUGAUGCUAAAGCAAUGUACUUUUGUUACUGGGCAACUGGUAGAAAGUUUCUCUUUCAAAGAAGGGAUUUCUAGUUUUGACUUGUCA
Messenger RNA from Capsicum annuum, 836 nucleotides. RefSeq lists its product as uncharacterized. Lineage: Eukaryota; Viridiplantae; Streptophyta; Magnoliopsida; Solanales; Solanaceae. The record is from RefSeq and is a predicted model, not a curated record. The transcript has 3 exons. The coding region runs from base 163 to 528 and encodes 121 amino acids.